AUGCCUUGUGAAUGCGGCGGUGUGAAUAAUGUUUUGGGGUUGGGCGACUGCGUGAGCGACAGAUCCCGUUCACAAGGGCCGAAGCGAGCCUGCAGGUCUGUCGCUGUGUCUCAAAGAGGCGAUGUCCAGAGUUUUCCCCGUUUGCCUACCAGAGAUCAUUCCAUCUGGCUGCAGAAGGCUUUAGUCCUCAUGCAGAGACAGAGCCCAGCUGGGCAUUUAGGAAACUGGCUCGAGGUGGGCAUCUUUUCCAGAAGGCCUCUCCCCGAAGUGGCGGGAAUGGAGUCUUUGGGCGGCCCAAACGAGAACACGUUGUCACCUCCAGAUACGUUAAAUUUUAGUAACGGGGCGCAUCAUAAGCGGAAGACUCUCGUCGCCCCGGAAAUCAACAUUUCUCUGGAUCAGAGCGAAGGCUCCCUCUUGUCAGACGAUUUCCUGGACACGCCCGAUGACCUGGACAUAAACGUGGAUGACAUCGAAACCCCGGAUGAGACAGACUCCCUGGAGUUCCUGGGCAAUGGGAACGAACUGGAGUGGGAAGACGAUACUCCUGUGGCCACGGCCAAAAACAUGCCCGGAGACAGCGCAGACUUGUUUGGGGACGGAGCCACGGAAGAUGGCAGCGCCACCAACGGACGCCUGUGGAGGACGGUCAUCAUUGGCGAGCAGGAGCACCGCAUCGAUCUGCAGAUGAUCAAGCCCUACAUGAGAGUGGUGACACACGGAGGCUAUUAUGGAGAAGGCCUCAACGCCAUCAUUGUCUUUGCUGCCUGCUAUCUGCCUGACAGCAGCCUGCCGGAUUAUCAUUACAUCAUGGAGAAUCUCUUCUUGUAUGUGAUCAGCAGCCUGGAGCUCCUGGUGGCCGAGGACUACAUGAUUGUGUACUUGAAUGGUGCUACACCACGCCGAAGAAUGCCUGGGAUUGGCUGGCUGAAAAAAUGCUACCAAAUGAUUGACAGAAGGUGAGAGUUCAACCUGAAAGCUCUGAUAAUCGUUCACCCCUCUUGGUUCAUUCGGACAGUGUUGGCUAUUUCGAGGCCAUUUAUCAGUGUGAAGUUUAUCAGUAAGAUCCAGUACGUUCACACACUGGAGGAACUAGAAAGCAUUAUCCCCAUGGAGCACGUCCAGAUUCCAGUUUGUGUCCUACAGUUUGAAGAAGAGAGAAACAGAGCAAGAAAAGAAAGGGCAGAAGAGAAACAGGACAUGGCUGAGAGAGAGAGGCCUCUGAUGCCAGUGGAGGCUCAGGAAACAAGCAUGUCAUGAAGGAAGGGACAGGGUCCAAAGGUGGCCUCGACUUGGUUUGUUAUCCACUGUAAAAUGACCUUCCCGAUGUUAAGACUUCGUGCCCAUCUCAUUCUCAACAAGAUCCAGGAAAGCCCGCCUCCCCCAUCUCAAAGACCUCAAGUCCACUACAGGAAAGAACAAGAAAAAGGCCACAAGACGUUCUGUUGCAGAACACAGAGAUAAAUAGCGCUUUCCAUGAAAUGGUUCCGAGCGCUGAAAGUUUUGCAUCUGUCGCAGAGAUUCCGUGGUGUGCAGGCACAUAUCUGUGUGUGUUAAAAACAAACAAACAACGCUUCAGGAUAUUAGAGCAUCCAGCCCUGAACUAAGAGAAAGAAGGGCGCUCUCUCUCUCUCUUUUUUAACGCAAAGCUCUUCCUUCCCUUGCUGCAGGCCGGCAGCACCAUGACACUGGGCUUGCAAAAGUUCUUAUGCAAGGCAUUGUAACGGAGACCGUCGCCCUGUACGUCGAUUGGAGUGGGAAACGUACAAUGCACGCCUCUUAUGAAGUUUGCGCUGCCUCUUUGACGCAUCGGAAGCGCCUGCUUGCUUUUGUCUUGCUUCCAAAAAAGACCCCACCCUCUGGCCAUCUUAUCAACUGAGCUCACGCUGCAGCCCCAUGGGUGAAAGUAAACUUUAUUUGCCAUGGCCGCUCUAGAAGAAAGAGAAAGGAUUGUUACUCUAGAGGAAGGAGAAAGGAUCUUGGGCGCCAUGUCCCAGAAAUGUUCCAACUGCACCUUUCACACAACGAUACGGAUGUGAAGGGACUCAGGAGAGGAAAUCCACAUGGCUUCUAUUAUCUUCAUGAUACCAGACAAUCGUCUUUAUACCCCCCCCAAAAAAAAGCUGCAA
This is a messenger RNA of Gekko japonicus, 2129 nucleotides long. RefSeq names its product ataxia, cerebellar, Cayman type (gene ATCAY). The transcript has 13 exons. Gene Ontology annotation, cellular component: cytoplasm. Lineage: Eukaryota; Metazoa; Chordata; Lepidosauria; Squamata; Gekkonidae. Gene Ontology annotation, biological process: apoptotic process. The record is from RefSeq and is a predicted model, not a curated record.